This is a messenger RNA of Exophiala bonariae, 1218 nucleotides long. RefSeq lists its product as uncharacterized. The transcript has a single exon. The coding region runs from base 1 to 1218 and encodes 405 amino acids. The record is from RefSeq and is a predicted model, not a curated record. Lineage: Eukaryota; Fungi; Ascomycota; Eurotiomycetes; Chaetothyriales; Herpotrichiellaceae.
AUGGCCGUUGCAUCUUCUUACGAUGUCCGACAGGGAACCCUCUCGCACUCUCAGAUACUUCUGCUCCAGCAAAGACUUGUGGCCGAACUGCCUUACACCUUGCCACUUGCAAGGAGGAUUGAAUUCCACCUUGGCCAUCCGAUUUCUCCCACGUCCCGGAUUUUCGUUGCUGCCGCUACUGCUACAGUGAACACAGUAGAUCCAGCAGGACGGAAUAAGGCACAAGACGAAGGUGCUGGUGAUGCUAGUCAUGACUGGCUAGAAUCAUGGCUCCGUGAGGGUUCGGCCCCUGAGACGGCAGCCCCGUGGCUCGCCGCGCACAUCGACCUCAGCAAUCAAGGUCAAACACAAGUAUGGGUCUACGCAAGUUGGGAGCAUCCUGACGUCGGGUAUUUCUCUUCGUCGGUGGCAGACUUACCUCCCGCAGCGGAAGAUACCUCGGCGACGGCUUCCAAGGUAUCCUCGAUUUCUACCACGACUGAUGAUGAAGACGAUCCACUUGCGCAGGCUCAUGAGGAUUUAUUUUCCACCUUGUUCCGCUAUAUCUUGACUCAACUUGUCCCUCAUCAAUCAAGCACUCCCAAUGACGAGUGGCUCGAACUACAGCGGACGGGGAAAUUUCUCUCCGUCCCUUACUCGCGGUCCAAGGCUAUCUUCGGCACGGUCCAUGAAGUCCUGUGGCGGUACUUUGACAAUGCUGCUCGCACGAGGACCGAUCCUGGCUAUCUGAAAUAUGUCUUUAGUUUCCCCAGUCCAGAGUCUGACGGUGCUGCCGGACACGACGACUUGAACCUUCCGGACGGUUACUAUCUUGCGGACAUGCGUCGGGAACAUCUCCAAAUGGUGCUCGACAGAACCCCAAUCCCCCGAACACUGAAUACACUGAUCCAGAUGGAGUCUGUGGGUCUGUUCUUCAAGGACAACCCGACACCGAUCGGUUGGGGCUUCCUCUCCAAGGAUGGUAGCAUCUCAAGUCUUCAUACAGAAGUGGAGCAUCGAGGUAAGAAUCUUGCUGUAACGGUGGGAAAGGCGUUGUUGUUGAAAGGUAGUCGGACUUCACUAAGCAGGCUGGGUGUCUACUACGGCCAUGCGGACUCCUCGCAGGUCAACAUCCCGAGUCGUAGGGUCAUGGAGAAGAUUGGUGGGCUUCCAAGGUGGAGAAUCUCGUGGACGGAAAUCGAUCUGGAUAUCUGGUCGCAGAUGAAGAGCGAGCAGUGA